AUGACCAAUGAGGAACCUCUUCCUAAAAAGCUUCGACUGAGUGAAACAGACUUCAAAGUUAUGGCACAAGAUGAAUUAAUUCUCAGGUGGAAACAAUAUGAAGCAUAUGUGCAAGCUUUGGAGGGCAAGUACACAGAUCUUAACUGUAAUGAUGUAACGGGCUUAAGGGAAUCUGAAGAAAAACUAAAGCAACAACAGCAAGAGUCUGCACGCAGGGAAAACAUUCUUAUAAUGCGACUAGCAACCAAGGAGCAAGAGAUGCAAGAGUGUAUUACUCAAAUCCAGUACCUCAAACAAGUCCAGCAGUCUAGUGUUGCCCAACUGAGUUCAACAAUGGUAGACCCAGCGAUCAACUUGUUUUUCCUGAAAAUGAAAGGUGAACUGGAACAGACUAAAGACAAACUGGAACAAUCCCAAAAUGAACUGAGUGCCUGGAAGUUUACGCCUGAUAGAGGCCUGAUGGCGUCAGGCUACUCCAAAGAAGUGGCCACCUCCGAAAAAUUCCCCUUCUAG
Messenger RNA from Mesoplodon densirostris (Blainville's beaked whale), 513 nucleotides. Its product is annotated as pre-mRNA-splicing regulator WTAP-like. The coding region runs from base 1 to 513 and encodes 170 amino acids. The transcript is spliced from 2 exons. Gene Ontology annotation, biological process: regulation of alternative mRNA splicing, via spliceosome. The record is from RefSeq and is a predicted model, not a curated record. Gene Ontology annotation, cellular component: nucleus. Lineage: Eukaryota; Metazoa; Chordata; Mammalia; Artiodactyla; Ziphiidae.